Messenger RNA from Dimorphilus gyrociliatus, 1060 nucleotides. The record is from the annotation of a GenBank genome assembly. Lineage: Eukaryota; Metazoa; Annelida; Polychaeta; Dinophilidae.
AAUGAUUAUAAUACUCUUAUCAACUCUAAUCAUCUGCGCUUCUAGUGACAGAUGCGAUGUUGAUGAGAAAGUUAGAUUUGGUCCUAAACUAGCACAAGAAUUUGACUGUCUAAGAUAUGGUGGAUGUUGGAAUGAUACGUUCAAAUGUUAUUAUGCGAAUGACCACAUUCCUGGAUUUAUUAGAUUGAAUGGAGAAUAUACAACUGGAACUUUAGUUCUUAGCGAAAGCGAUAUAACUGCUAGAGAAUGUGCAAGAAUAUGUUUAAGGAAGACAACGUGUGAAUAUUUUGUCUAUGAUAGUCAAAAUAAAAUAUGUUCGGGAAGGUCCAACCCUAACGUUGGCCAAACUGGCUCUUCAGCAACAAUGAAAACGUAUAUGAAAGAAGCGUUGAAAGAUUGGACUUUUCACAAUUUCCUUUGUCCUAACACAGCAACAGUCACCACAGAUAUUGGUACCCCGAAUGUCAAUACACCUGCCUGUGCGGAAAACUGCAAGACCCAAUCGGAUUGUGAUUUUAUUACAGUUGUUCGAAAUGGUGACCAAGCCACUAACGAAAAUUGUGUUUUAAAGAAAACUAUAUGUCCUAUCGACAAUACGCCAUCAAGCUUCGAGAGUAAACUUUACUUGCCUGGACCUGCAUUUCCUGGAAUUUAUGAUAAUAAUAAUCAAAAUUUAGUCAAAAUUAGAGAUGCCGAAGCAUUAAAUACUUGCGUGCAAGUUAACAAUGCAUCAAAUUUUAAUCUUAGAGUUCCUUGGCCAACAAUCGGCCAAUAUGUUGCUGAUUUUAAAGUUAUAGUAAAGGGUAAUAAUAUGAAAAAGUGCCUUAGAUCUACGGAUGCUUUACAAUCUGCUGGAGUAAUAGUUUACCUACCAAUACAUCCGGAAAGAAACAUAAUAUUUACAGGCUCAUUUGCAGGUUGUAAAUUGGAAUCGGGCAACGAUGAAACUAACUGUAAAUAUGCAUGUUCAUGCGGAUAUGACUAUUGUGAAGCAGUAUAUAUAAGAGGAUUUGGAUCAGAUGAUGAUAAUAUGGAGAUAUGUUAUUAUAAUAUCUUAUAA